AGGAAAAAAAGGCAGAUGAGUCCUUUAGUUUUUACUUCCGGGUUACACUCCUUCAUGCUAACGUGAGCUAGCCGCCUUCCUGUUAACGUCAUUAGUUUAUCCUAGAAGAAACAAAAAUCCCUCUUUUCGUCCGGAAACUUCAUAACAACCGUCUGGGUCCUUUAAAGUCUAUGCGGCCACUAUGCACGGACAGUAAUAAUAAUGAAACCUCAAACGAAGGAUGUGCAUGGGAAACUUCUGCUAAAACAUAACUGCAGUCACGAGUCGUCCCUUGGAAACUCCCUGGAGUGGUGCAACUGUUGCCAUUUCCUCCCAUAAUCCGCCAUGUCGUUACCAAAUGAGUCGGGGAACCGAGGGAAAGAUCGAGAGAGGGGGGCCCGUCCCAAGGUGAGGCAGAGUCGAUCCGAGGAGAGACGAGAUUCAGGCGGCGGACGGAAAGGUGGAAAGGGGAAGAAAAAGGGCCUCGCCUCCCACGAACCAGCAGCGGAGCGGCCCGUCAGCGACGGCUUUGAGUAUGGUGAGUUGCUGGGUGAGCUGGAGAGCAGGGACCAGUCUUCCUCAUCCUCCUCCCCUCUCAGGGACAGUUGGAGAUGGCAGGGUUUGGAAGUUGCCGCCUCUUUACUGGGACAGGAACGGGUAACAGCCAGACCUGGUCUGGGAACAGUUAGCUCUGCUGCAGAGUUGUCUGCACCCAGCGAAAGUGAUGGCAGAGGAUCAAGCAGCAGUCGCACUCUCAGGCAAAAAAUCCAGGAUGCAAUGGGGCAGUGCUUCCCAAUAAAGACACACAGCGCAGCGGCACCAGCUCCGCCUUCACAGGCUCUUUCAUCAGCAACUGCUUGUGCCUCCUCGAGGCGGAAGAUCCAUCUCAGUGAGUUGAUGUUGGAUGACUGCCCUUUCCCCGUAGGAUCCGAGCUGGCUCAGAAGUGGUAUCUCAUUAAGCAACACACGGCCCCUAUUACUCAGACUCCCUUGCUAGAUUCUGCAGUGGUGUGCAGUGCCCCAACUUCAGCCAUGGCUACGGUGGUGGAGGACGUGGACGACCGGUUACGAGAGCGCAGGCGCAUCAGCAUCGAACAAGGGGUUGAGCCACCUCCCAACGCAGAGAUCCACACGUUCGAGGUGACGGCCCAAAUCAACCCUCUCUACAAGCACGGCCCCAAGCUGGCUCAUGGUAUGAAUGACCUGGCCGGGACCGACAGAGCCGCUGUUCAUCAGCAGCAGCAGCAGCUUCUUCUCCAAAGACAGCAGCAACACCAACUCCUAUUACAGAGCUGCUUGGACACGCUGGACGAGGUGGUGGCCUCAGCGUCGGCCUCUGUUCACCCAUGUGACACCGUCUCUGAUCCUGUGGUUGACCCAGAGGUGCCGGCCGCCAACAUAACCCCUAGAGCCAUACUCCCUCAGACUGAGCAACAGAAAUCUCACGACGGCUACCGCAUUCACACUCAGAUUGAUUACAUUCACUGUUUAGUUCCAGACCUGCUGCAGAUCACCAACCUCCCGUGUUACUGGGGGGUCAUGGACCGCUACGAGGCCGAGACGCUGCUGGAGGGAAAGCCUGAGGGCACCUUCCUCCUGCGUGACUCCGCCCAGGAAGACUACCUCUUCUCCGUCAGCUUCCGCCGCUACGGCCGCUCGCUACAUGCGCGCAUCGAACAGUGGAACCACAAUUUUAGCUUCGACGUUCACGACCCCAGCGUCUUCCACGCUCCCACAGUCACGGGACUCCUAGAGCACUACAAGGACCCAAACUCCUGCAUGUUCUUCGAGCCCCUUCUGUCGAACCCCAUCCACCGCACGCAGCCCUUCAGCCUGCAGCACAUCUCUCGGGCCGUCAUCAGCAGCUGCACAACCUACGAUGGCAUUAACAUGCUUCCCAUUCCAAAUGCUUUGAAAAAGCACCUGAAAGAAUACCACUAUAAGCAGAGAGUACGUGUACGGCGUAUGGACACCUGGUGGGAAUGAAGGACAACAAAAGAAAAAGACUAAAAGAAACUACCAAAUACUUUUAAAUGCAACUCUCUCCUAAAUGAACUGAACUGAGUUCUCUGUUGGAUGUAUUAGCCUACACCACACUGUACUUAUUUAUUUUAUUCCUGCUGUCUUAACAAUUGUACUAAACCACACUGAUGAGGCAAUAUGUAAUCUCACACUCAAGAGUUCUUUGUGCUCAGAUUAAACAAACUUAUUUCAA
This is a messenger RNA of Mugil cephalus (flathead mullet), 2194 nucleotides long. It is a transcript of the gene socs9, whose product is annotated as suppressor of cytokine signaling 9. Gene Ontology annotation, cellular component: phosphatidylinositol 3-kinase complex. The record is from RefSeq and is a predicted model, not a curated record. Bases 325 to 1965 code for a protein of 546 amino acids. Gene Ontology annotation, molecular function: 1-phosphatidylinositol-3-kinase regulator activity. NCBI's taxonomy places the organism in Eukaryota, Metazoa, Chordata, Actinopteri, Mugiliformes, Mugilidae. Gene Ontology annotation, biological process: intracellular signal transduction; phosphatidylinositol phosphate biosynthetic process. The transcript is spliced from 2 exons.